Ramularia collo-cygni is the source of this 1230-nucleotide messenger RNA. RefSeq lists its product as uncharacterized. The coding region runs from base 1 to 1230 and encodes 409 amino acids. The transcript has 2 exons. The record is from RefSeq and is a predicted model, not a curated record. NCBI's taxonomy places the organism in Eukaryota, Fungi, Ascomycota, Dothideomycetes, Mycosphaerellales, Mycosphaerellaceae.
AUGGCUUCGUCGUUCAAUUCCACAGUCCCGAGCACGGAGAGCACUUCCGCGCCGGCCACCAGCAUAACCUCGUCCGUCGUUGACACCACGUCGGCGGUCCCCAUCACUUCGACCACCACUUCUGCACCACCAACCACGUCGGAACCCACGACAUCUGCUGCGCCUACUACUUCCUCCACCCCUCCGCCGACUACUCCUAGUGAAUCGUCGGCAGUAGCCACAUCUACCCUCUCCCAGUCUUCCGUGCCGCCGACGACGAUAGUCACGACCUCAGUUGWGACGCAAACUCCCACUGGUGCCGACUCUACAAACCUCCAGACCACGGUCGUGGUCAUCACUUCCACAUCACCGGGCGGCCCUGCUUCUUCAUCCACCACAAGCUCCUCCACCAGCAGUUCUUCUACUCCCGCGUCACUAGCGAAUACAGGCAAUGGCAAUGGGGGCAACGGCGGCCUCAGCACUGCAGGCACCACUGCGGUUGCCGUGGUCGUGCCCGUAGUUGUCGUAGCGUUGCUUGUGGUCGCUGGUCUCUUCUUCUGGCGAAGGCGCAAGCAGAAGAAAGCUGCCGAGGAGGCAAGGCGCGUCGAAGUGGAGGACUACGGCUUCAACCCAAACAAUGAUCCAACACUGCCGGUCGUCGCUUCUGAAAGCGGGCACGAAAUGGCCGAAGAUUCUAGCAAUGGCUACCGAGGAUGGGGAGCGGCGGGCGCAGCGGGCGCAGCGAGUAGAAAGAUGUCCACCACCCUGUCUGGCGGGCACACGCAGGGCCAGCUAUCCGAUGCGGGCAGCAGCGCCGCCUACCCAAGCCGCGCUUCCCCCAACCUUGGCGGCACUUCGGAUGGCCACAGCGGAGAUCCUUUGAUGCACGCGCGGAGGGAAACCAUGAACAGCGAUGAUAUUGGUGCGCUAGGAGCCGCACCUCUUGCAGGGGCAAACGCAGCUGGUGUACGACGAGGACCUUCCAACGCUUCUUCUACAUACUCGGCAGCAGGUCACACAGACAUAUCGGAUGAUGGACCUGGGGUCGGCAGCGCUCCCCAGCAUUACGAAGCCUAUAACCCUAACGGCGGCUACGGCUACAGCCAGCAUGGCCCGUAUGGAGACGGCUCGUACGGUGGCACUGGUCAAGAAGCUGGCAUGCCGGUGGUCCGGGAUGUCAGCGCUCGCCGGAACACCCGAAUACAACAAGCCGGGAACUACCAGCAAGGAGGCAUUGCACAAAACUUUUGA